AUCCGAAACGCUAAAUGCUUCUCUAAAAACAUAAUAAAAAGAUCGAUCGUAACUCAAAGUGUGGAACAAAAGAUGGCUUCAGAGAUGAAGGUUGAAGUCGUUCACAAGGAAAUAAUUAAACCCUCCUCUCCAACUCCUCACCACCUCAGAAAUUUGGGCCUAUCUGUUUUUGAUCAGUUUCAACCUGAAAUUUAUAUCCCAGUAAUUCUCUUCUAUCGUCGCAGUGGCGAUGAAGUCAAUAACAAUCGCCAUUGUCUGUUUGCUGAAAAGCUCAAGCUUCUAAAGAAAUCAUUAUCGGAAGCCCUCACUCGCUUCUAUCCCUUUGCGGGAAAAUUCGAAUACAAUGUUUCGAUCAGCUGCAACGAUCAUGGAGCUGCAUUUCUUGAGGCCCAAGUUAACUGUCCCAUAUCGAAGAUUUUGGACAAACCUGAAUUUUCGAUCCUAGAUCAAUUGCUCCCAACUGCUAUAGGAUCCAAUCAAUCAGAAGCAGGCUAUCUUCUACUAGUUCAGGCCAGCUUGUUUGAAUGCGGUGGAUUGGCAAUUGGGGUCAGAAUUUGUCAUAAGGUCGCCGAUGCUUCAACAUUCAGCGCAUUCAUAAGGCACUGGACGGAAAUUUCCCUCGGCUCAGCCAUUAGUCGUGAUCAUGACGUGCAUCCUGCAGAAUUCAGCGUUGCAGCUUCUCUAUUCCCACCACAAGAUUUCUUCAACUCACCAAAACCUACCGUGCACCUUCCUAAAGACAAGUGUGUAACACGGAGAUACGUGUUUGACGCCUCAAACAUUGCUGCUCUCAAGACCAAAGCUGCCAGUGCAACAGUGCCAAAACCAACGCGUGUUGAAGCAGUGUCGGCCCUCAUUUGGAAAUGCGCAAUGGAAGCUUCAAGAUGGAAUUUGGGUUCUAUAAGGCCAUCAGUUUUGUGUCAAGCGGUGAACAUAAGGAAAGGAUUAUCAGGGCAGGCAGAAAAUCUAAUGGGGAAUCUUGUGUGGUGCUUCACGGCAAUGAACUUAGAGAGUGAAUUAGACUACAAAAACUUGGUUGUGAAACUCCGAAAAGGCAUCGAAGUAUAUAAAGAAGAGCACCCUAAUGGGGUUAGUGGUGAUGUGGUAAUGCAAACCAUCAAAGAGUCCGGCAAUCUGGGAAGACAUGAUGUAGAAACCUAUGCUUUUAGCAGUUGGUGCCGGCUUCCCUUCUACAAAGCCAAUUUCGGGUGGGGAAAGCCGGCAUGGGUGAGCAUUCGCACCAUCGAAUUCAAGAACAUGAUUGCAUUGAUGGACACGAAUGAUGGCGGUGGCAUAGAAGCCACCUUGACUUUAAAAGAAGACGACAUGGCCAUGAUCGGAAGUAAUAAGGAGUUCCUUGCAUAUGCAUCCCUGAAUCCGGCUGUCAUUUGAUUGUUCUUCUUACUGGUAUUGUGCUGUGUUUUCAUCAAAAUUGAUAUGUUUGCAAUCAUACAUUAGAAAAAAUAUCUGCUCUUCAAGAUUAGAAGACGGAGUUCGUUAUUUUAAUUACCUUUUUGUUUUUUCUUCAUAUUUCCGUGGAGUAUAGAUGAAUAAUUCAAUCAAUAUAAAUAUUACAACUUUGUACCAA
Messenger RNA from Malus domestica (apple), 1588 nucleotides. RefSeq names its product BAHD acyltransferase At5g47980-like. Lineage: Eukaryota; Viridiplantae; Streptophyta; Magnoliopsida; Rosales; Rosaceae. The record is from RefSeq and is a predicted model, not a curated record.